Messenger RNA from Rubroshorea leprosula, 1376 nucleotides. NCBI's taxonomy places the organism in Eukaryota, Viridiplantae, Streptophyta, Magnoliopsida, Malvales, Dipterocarpaceae. The record is from the annotation of a GenBank genome assembly.
GUUAAGGACUUGAUUGUGAGGAAAAUAUUGUUUGGGGCUUAGUAGUGAAAAUUUUGAAACUUAAGGGACUUAAAAGAGGAAAGAAUUUGGAUAAGGAUCGGGUGAUUUUUUUUCUUCCUUCUUUCUUUCUUCAAUCGCGUGUUUCUCUUCUUCUUCUUCUUCUCCCCUGCACUGAACAAGAGCCCCAGCCACCACCGAUGCCCCCACUUGAGAAAUCGAUAAGAGAACUUGAUAUUUUCCUUCCUUUUCUUGUUCAAGAACAAGAUUUAAGCUUGGAAACCUUUCCCCCCUCUACAGAAUUUCGGAUCUGCUUUGCUCUAUCUCUCCCGUCCGUCUGCUGCUCCUGCUUUGUGGGGGCAAAUUGCUCUGGUUUCUGAUUUCCUGAUUUUUCUCCUUCAUUCCCGUCGGCCUUCCCCUAGCUUGCAGCUCUGGUUUUGUUGGCAAAAUUCUGUUACUAUUCACGGCGUGAUUACUGUUCACGGGCACUGUUCAUGGGCACUGUUUACGCACUAAUGGCCAACAAUAGAAGGGUUUAAAUGUUAGUUAUACUGAGAAUGAAAUUGCGAUGUUUGGUCUUAUGGUUGAAUUUUGUGUGAAGCUCAUUGGUUAGGAAAUUUGCAAGGUUGUGUUAAUAAUUCUAGUAACGUCUGAAUGUAUUUAUUUGGAAUAUUAGGUGCUGUUAUGGCUUAGAGCACUGGGAUUGAGUCCUCGGUUUAUGCGAUUGAGGUAAGUAAAUUAUGGUAACACCCUCCGAUUUUAAAGAACAUUUUAGUUUGUUUUUGAAGUGGUGGCGGGACUAAACCUGUUUUAUACAAGUAUGAUCGAUUUGAAAUGAAAUUAUUAUUCUUUUUAUUGAUUUGAGCAUGCCUUUUUGGAGUUUACUUAACUGCCCUGAUGAUUUGGAAAUUAUUUGUGAAUUAUGAUUUUUCCUGUUAACUUCUACUUGUUUUGUCUCCGAUAUGGUCAUGUUAUUCGUGUGCCCGCUAGUGGGAGAUUUAUAAACACUAGCACAUGUCGACAUGUUACUGAUAGAAUCGGUUCGUUUUUGUUAUACUGUUAUCUUGCUAGUGGGAUUAUACACUAGUAAAUCGUGUGCCUGCCAGUGGGAGGUUUAUAACACUGGUCAUGACCUAUAGAGGAGAUGUUUAUUUCGUUUUUGUACUUGUACCUAUUUUUCAUGAUUAUACUGGUUGGCAUGCUAUAAGUUUAAUUAAGAGCUAUCCAUAUUUACUUACUGAGUUAUCUCAUAGUUUUUCCUUGUCCACCAUUUCAGGAAGCGAAGUCAAGGACGAGGAAAAACGAGGGGAGUGACGAGUUAGAAGGCUAGCCAUCCUGUAAUUUGAUAUAGAUUUUAGAUAUAAAUCAUGAUGUUGUAA